AUGAAUAAAGAGAAUAACAAAAGUGCAGCUGGACUGCGCCGUUCAGCUAUAGCAGAAAGGAUACGUUUAAGAGAGGAGUGGUUGGCUCUAAAAGGAACUGACGAUGUACAAUGCAUUGCCAAUGUGAGAGACAAGCGGAGAAAUGUACUGAAGAAAGUAUCGGACAAUGUCAAGGUGGACAAUAGACGGAUGCAUGAAAUCGGAGAACAGAAAAAAAUAGGGCCUAAAAUUGGAAUGGAGAAUGCCAGAUUCGCCCGCGCGAUGGCGGCCAACGAGGUGCUCCGCGGCGUGGUGGCGCUAGUGGACAUGGGGGCGGAGUCCCGCGCCCUAGCGCUUAGGGCUGCGCUCGCCGCGCUCGGGGCUACGGUCGCGCCCACGUUCAGCCCCCUCGUCACGCACCUCGUCUGGUCCCAGGGCGGUUGCCGCGAGACGCGAGCCCGCGCGAGGGCGCUGGCGUGCCAGCUGGUGUCGCCCCUGUGGGUGGAGGGGUGCGCGGCGGGGGGGAGGCGGCUGCCAGAGGGGGCGUUCCCCGCAGCGGCGCGCGCCUCCGACCUGCCCUCGCCGCGCACACUGCGCUGGAUGCUGCACAAAGCCGACAUGGAGGGCAUACCGCUGGCGGAUUUGCUGUCGGACAGCGGUGAGCAGCGGACCGAGAGGCCCCGGCUUCGGAUCUCGAGCGAGACGGAGCGCGGCUCGAGCACGGACGCGACACCGAACACGUCGCGUGACAAGCCCGACGUGGAGACGCGCGUGAACACUGCGCCCCGCCGCGCCCUCCCCGCCACCAGCGCGUCCCCGCUUCCAGCAAAGUCUAGAAGGAAACUGUUCACACAGAAGGAGGCAGAACUGUCGAGAUCGAGCAACGAAACCGACGAGGAUCGAACCCCGGCCCGGCCGAAGCAGCUGACGCAGCGCGAGAGGCGCGACUUGGCGCGCGCAGAGCGCAUGGCGCGCAGGAUCCUCACCGCCGGCGCGAACGCGCACGCAAAAGCGCACGCAAACGCGCACGCACACGCAAACGCUACAACGGACGCGCACGCGUAUAGAUUCGUACUGACGGGAAUGUCGCGCUCGGAGCGUAUCGCCGCUCACCGCGCGAUUCGAACCUUGAACGGCCGCAUACAGAAGGAGGUCAACCGGAAAACCACUCACGUCCUACUCGGGUCGUGCCGCGAGGACUCGCUCGAAAUCAGCCCGGGGAAGAACCUAAACAGCACUCAUAUGACAAAUAAAAACAACAACGUGACAAACAGAGAACCAAACGAAAACGAAGUAGUGUAUGGUGAUAGAAGCAAAAUAAUAACUGAUACAGUGGAAAAAUCAAACAUGACUUGCUUAGAGUCGUUAGCCAGCAAAUUGAGCGUCGCGUCAACGCCAAAAAAGGCGCCAAAUACGACAAUGCACACACAUAACAUAGCACAGACAGAUACGUUGGCGGGAAAAUCAAAGAUGGCGUCAACAUCGCAUUCCAAUAUGGCGGCGAAGUUGGACGAAAGAGGCAAGACGGCGUCGCGGAGGGAUCGAACCCUGAACUCGCUGCUGGGGGCGGCUCGGGGCUGCCGCGUGCUAUUGGGCCACUGGGCCACGGACAGCGCAGCGGCGGGGCGCUGGCUGCACCACUGCGGCUACGAGGUGCCUCAUCUGCGGAAGCUUGCCCAGAGGGCGCGCGUGGAACGCAACGCGCUGGGCAGGACUCGCUCGGAAUACGCGUACGACGUGUUCGACGGUAUGCGGGUUCGAGUCUCGCCCCGCGCGGGGCAGCGGGCGGCGGCGCUGCAGCUGCUCAGGCUCUGUGGCGCCGCCGUGAGAGAUGGCGGGCAACAAGAUGGAGGCAAAAUGCCUAAUGACAGCAGAAUGCAAGAUGGCGACAUAACGCAAGACGGCGACGGAAUGCAAGAUGGCGGCAAAACGCAACGUGGCGAUGCAAUAGAACGCGGCGGCGUCCCCCAAAAUGGCGGCCAACAGCGGCGUUUGAUUCAAAACGGACGAUCAGUUGCGACGGAGGGCGAAAUAGUGGUCGGUGUGGAGGAGGGCCAAGUCGCCUCCAAGUGGGUGUUCGACAGCGUCGCUUCGGCGAGGGCCAGGAACGUGAGGCGGUACAUCAAUAGGAGUUAUCCAGAAUCUUCCACGUUUUGCGACGAGUUA
Iphiclides podalirius (scarce swallowtail) is the source of this 2145-nucleotide messenger RNA. The record is from the annotation of a GenBank genome assembly. Lineage: Eukaryota; Metazoa; Arthropoda; Insecta; Lepidoptera; Papilionidae.